Paramecium octaurelia is the source of this 1659-nucleotide messenger RNA. The record is from the annotation of a GenBank genome assembly. NCBI's taxonomy places the organism in Eukaryota, Ciliophora, Oligohymenophorea, Peniculida, Parameciidae.
AUGAUUAAUACAUAAGUUCAAUUGAAGCGGGAGCAAUUCGUGAUUUAAAUUCGAAAGCAAGCUAGAGAAGAGAUUUUCUCAAAAAAGAGACUAACAGUUUUGAACGGCAAUCUAGAUACAGACUUGAAGUGCUCCCCUGAUGAAAUGAUAUUCUAAAUUUAUAAAAGUUUUAUGCUCAAGGACUUUAAGACUCUCAAGGAUUUGUUAUAUAAGUACAACGAGCAAUUCCUAAUAAUCCUUUUAAGGAAGUAAUAGGCAGAUAAUGUCUUCAUGACUUAAUAUAUUAAUCAUUUUGGCGUAAAUUAAGAAACUAUCCAAUUAUUCAUGCAAAUUUUACUAAUGUCUGAUAUUCCACAAUAGAGCAGUAUAGAUGAAAUUAAAUUACUUUGUAUAAAUCAAGUGCUUGUGAUAUUGGUUAACAUUACAUAUAUGACUGCUCCUUAAAUCAUUAACAAUUUAUUGAAUCAGGAUAUAUAGGACAUCCUUUUGAACGAUAUAUUGGGUCGAAUGAAUACAAAACAAAAAUUGGAAGUGAAUUUGGAGAUUUGGUAAUCAAUAAUCGACAGUGUAAUAUUAUAACUUACUUGCAGCUCUGUUAACUUUUUAUUAAUUUGUUACUUGAUUUGAAAGAUUAAAGAGGAGUCUAAAUGAAAACUGAAAUAUUGAAAUCACCUUUUUUUAAAAUAUGGCAAUACGUUUAUAUGGAGGAUCCACCAUAACAACUUUGGAUUUCAAUCUUGUAUUUAUAAUAAUUGAUUUUCAUGGAACCAGCAAUUCAAGACGUAGAGAUAGUAUCAUCAAAUGUAUGUCUUAUUAUUUCAACUUAGAUGCAAAGAAUUCUUAAGUAGUGUGGUUAUGUAAUUAAGGAGUUUUCAGGCUAAGAUUAAUAAUAUGAGAUAGCAUUAAUAUUAAUUAAUUACUGUACUCAAUAUUAGCUAGAGACUACAAUAGUUUUGACAAAACAACUAUGGGUCAAAAUGAUACAAAUAAACAAAUUUCCCUUAUUGAUGUAUAAUGUAUUCAUCAAUUUCACAUCUGUAAAUUAUGAUUAGGAUUCUCCAGCUUCAGAGUUGAAUGCUGAGAAGCAUUUGAUUGAAAUUGGCUUAUUGAAUAACAUGUUGUUUUGGUUAUCAAAUUAAUCAGAUGAAUAUUUAAUUAUGAAGAUAUAUAAAUGUUUGAACAACAUUCUAACUUUCUAAUAUCCUCAAUUAGCUAAUGUGGUAAUUUAUCACUUUUUACCAAUCCUCAUCCAAUUUUUAGAGGGUUAAAUGAAUUAAAAAGCAGAAUUAGUUGAUGAAUAUUUGAUUUUGGUGAAAAACAUGAUUAAAUUUUAGAAUUUAACUGAAAUAAAUCUCAACUAAUUAUUGGAGGAAUAAAAUGUUAUGCAGUAAAUUAGAGCUAUGUAUUUAAUUGAUAUUAAUCUCUAGAUUGUUGUAGUGUUGCUUCAAGUCUUGCAAUCUUUUGAAUUUAUUUAAUGCCCUUGAUCUCCUAUCAAUUGAGUUUAAAUAUUCAGUAUUAAAAAGAAUUGUAGAGUAUCAAAUUAUUGAAAUUUUCAAUAUGUUAAAAACCAAAAAUAUAAUGCCAGAUGAUUUCAUAGACACUAUCAUGGAAUAAAUAGCGAAAUGGGAAUCGGAAACUAAUGAAUUGAAUUAUUCGUGA